AUGCUUACAAGGCAAACCCAGUACCAGAAUGGUACCCACGAAGACGACGACUUCGAUGACGAAGGCAUCCUAGCCGCCUCAAUUGUCGAAGCAAUCCAGAAUGAUGAUGAAGACCCAUCACAAACCUUACAAACUCUACAAUCUCGGGAAGAUGACCUUCAGAGCAGAUUACAAGCCGCCGCAACCCCACUUGAAUACCAGGCCUCUCUCGAGGCACGAUACGCAUCAUACGACAAUUACUGCAGUCUGUUUCACUUCAUUCUAAACUCUAACGGCCCAGUAGAGCUUGACCUUCCCACAUACUAUUGGGCGUGGGACGUGAUUGACGAAUUUAUCUAUCAAUUCAACAAUUUUUGUGCCUAUCGAAAUCGGUUGGCCAAGAAAGGGCAGAGUCAAGAGGAAAUAGCAUCACUCCGGGAGAACCAACAAAUAUGGGGUUGCUAUAGUGUUCUAAAUAGAUCCCAAAUGAACGAGCAACUGGCGGCAAUCAAGCGAGGAGAGGACCCAAAUACUGUUGCAGGAGAGUAUGGCUCCCGCCCUCUCUACCGCAUGCUAGGCUAUUUUAGUAUUAUUGGGUUGCUAAGGGUCCACUGCUUAUUGGGUGACUUUACGCUGGCCCUUAAAACUCUCGACGAUAUCGAGCUCAAUAAGAAAGCUGUGUUCGCUAGGGUGAUGGGAGCCCACUUUACGACAUACUACUAUGUCGGAUUUUGCUAUAUGAUGAUGGGAAGAUACUCCGAUGCCAUCAAGGCCUUCUCUCAUAUUCUGCUCUACAUAACACGUACAAAAAACUUACACAAUAAGGGUGGCCAAUUUGAUUCAAUCUCGAAAACCAUGGACCAAAUGUAUGCUUUACUGGCUAUGUGUGUGGCACUCUGCCCUACUCGUCUCGAUGAUACUAUCCAUUCGACACUACGCGAAAAGUAUGCCGAUCAAUUCCAAAAGCUUCAACGUGGUGGAGAAGACAGCCUUGCGGUUUUUGAGGAACUUUUUCAAGCAUCCGCACCUAAAUUCAUAUCACCCAUACCCCCAGACUUCGAUAGCCCAGCAAACAACAUUGACCCCAUGCAGCAUCAUCUGCAAGUUUUCAUGUUUGACGUCAAAAAUAAUAUGAUGGCCCCAAUUCUCCGGAGUUACUUGAAGCUCUAUACUAGUAUGGAUCUUCAUAAACUUGCCUCUUUCCUAGAAAUCGACCCGGACGAUCUACGCAACAAACUCUUGAUUUUCAAACAAAAAUCUAGGCAGUAUAAAUGGACAGAGGGUGGGCUACUGAGUGGGGAGACCAUCAACACGUCUGAUCUCGACUAUGCUCUCCAAAAGGAUUUGAUACACAUUUCGGAAGCCAAGGUCGGGCGGAAGCUCGUGGAUUGGUAUCUGAGAAAUCUUACUCGAUCAUAUGCUUAA
Messenger RNA from Orbilia oligospora ATCC 24927, 1404 nucleotides. RefSeq lists its product as uncharacterized. The record is from RefSeq and is a predicted model, not a curated record. The coding region runs from base 1 to 1404 and encodes 467 amino acids. Gene Ontology annotation, cellular component: eukaryotic translation initiation factor 3 complex; cytoplasm. Lineage: Eukaryota; Fungi; Ascomycota; Orbiliomycetes; Orbiliales; Orbiliaceae. The transcript has 6 exons. Gene Ontology annotation, molecular function: translation initiation factor activity; protein binding. Gene Ontology annotation, biological process: translational initiation.